CGGCAAGGCUAUCGCCGCCGACUUGCUGGCGCUAGGUUGCAAUGUUGUUAUUGCCUCUCGUAAAUUUGACCGAUUAAAAGCUGCUGCAGAAGAACUGAAUAAGUCGUUUGCUUCCGUGAGUGCCAAAGUGACUCCCAUACAGUGCAAUAUCCGCAACGAAGAUGAGGUAGAAGCUUUGGUGAAGUCUACGCUGAGUCUGCAUGGGAAGAUUGACUUCCUGGUGAAUAAUGGAGGGGGCCAAUUCGCAAGUCCUUCUGAAGCCAUCCGUGCAAAAGGCUGGAAUGCUGUGAUAGACACGAAUCUGACAGGGACCUUCUACUGCUGCAAAGCAGUGUACAAUGCCUGGAUGCAGGAACAUGGAGGAGUCAUUGUCAACAUUACUGCUGCCGUGAGAAAUGGGUUUCCCGGAAUGUCGCACACAGGAGCUGCAAGAGCUGCAGUCAAUAAUCUAACCAAGACUUUAGCUUUAGAAUGGGCCCACAGCGGUGUCAGAAUUAACAGCGUUGCUCCUGGACUAAUAUUUUCCGAAACUGCUGUUGCAAACUAUGGAGAACAAGGUAUAAUGUUGUGGUUAAAGAGCAUACCAAAGAUUCCUGCCAAGAGGUCAGGGGUUCCUGAGGAGAUCUCCCCUGUGGUGUGUUUUCUACUAUCUCCAGCUGCUUCUUUCAUAACUGGGAUAACCAUGGUCGUGGAUGGUGGCCAAAGUUUAUACAGCCAUGCCCUAGAAAUACCUGAUCAUGACAGAUGGCCCUCACCACCAGAAGGAAAAAAUUCUGAAAUGCUUCAAAAGCUUCUUUCUGGCAAGUUCAAGCCAAAGCUGUAAAGGAAUAAGGUUUCACCUUAUUCCCAGUUGCAUGCUUGCUGAUAAUUUCGCUUUGUGAUUUGAGCUUACCAUUUUAAAUAAUACAAUUUUUUUGCUUAUAUGUAACUACCUUGAGUGCCUUGAUUUUAUGUUGGUUUAUACUUGAAAAGCUGUAUAGAGUAAAUUUCUUCUCUGAAAACAUUCACUGCUCUGAAAACGUUCGGUCUCUUGGGAAGGGAAUGUAUAAAAGACAAAUUCUCCAUUUGUAUGGGCGUUAAGUAAUGAAGAAUUUUAGAAGUGAAUAAAAAGAUACUUAUUUUGAAGUGAAGAGGGGACAGAGGGAAUGUUGUGAAAUCCUUCUAUUCUGGAUGAAUUUGGGGAGAAGGUAGUUUAAAUCUCCAUUGUUACUAUUUGUUACACCAGUAAUCCUUGAGGUAGCUUUUAGCUGUAUACUAUUUCUGUUCAGCCACGCACUGGGUGUUCAACAAUGAUUGUAAAGACUGAGUAGGUAUUUCUCUGAAAAGAAUUAAAAAUAAGGCAGAAUACUGUUAUUAAUGUUUGAAACUAAUGGUGCAUAUCAUAUCAGGAAUGUUGUAAGUUGUUUGCAGCUAUAGCUACAUAAUGGAGUUAAGCUGGCUGCAACUUAAAUUUUAUAAUAAAAUAAUCAGAUAAUAAGCUUUUACAUACUGUGAUGAAAAACGAUAUAGAUUCAACAAUUCAAUAUGUAUAAUCUUGAAGCAACAGCUGUGUUGUAUAUUGCAGUGCUUUUUGCAGUAUGCUGUAUUGUUCAAGGAGAAACUUGGAAUCCUUCAUUUACCAGUUAAAACACCUUCUGUCCAUACUGUGUUGUCUUAUAAUGUUAACACAAUUUUCUUCAUCAGUGUCUCUAAAAUGGGCUUGAUUUUUGUCAUCAGCACAGAGGUUCCAUUUAAAAAACAGAAGUCUUGCAAUAUAUCACUCGAAGAGGCUGUCUUUGUUGUUACUCACUUUAUUCACUUUAAGGCAAGGUGCUCCUAUGUCUGAUAGUUUUUAUAUUUUGAUUAAAGUUAAGUAAUGACUAUGUUCACUGUAACAACUGAAAUUUGUGGAAUCAAAUUGCUGCUAUAGAAUCAACCUUAUUAAUAUUUCAUUUUGGAUUGAA
This is a messenger RNA of Calidris pugnax (ruff), 1943 nucleotides long. RefSeq names its product peroxisomal trans-2-enoyl-CoA reductase (gene PECR). The transcript has 8 exons. Gene Ontology annotation, cellular component: peroxisome. NCBI's taxonomy places the organism in Eukaryota, Metazoa, Chordata, Aves, Charadriiformes, Scolopacidae. The record is from RefSeq and is a predicted model, not a curated record. Gene Ontology annotation, biological process: phytol metabolic process. Gene Ontology annotation, molecular function: trans-2-enoyl-CoA reductase (NADPH) activity. Bases 347 to 823 code for a protein of 158 amino acids.